This is a messenger RNA of Cajanus cajan (pigeon pea), 1665 nucleotides long. The record is from RefSeq and is a predicted model, not a curated record. Lineage: Eukaryota; Viridiplantae; Streptophyta; Magnoliopsida; Fabales; Fabaceae.
AUGGAAGAUAACCCAACCUUGCGACGGUUACUCGAACAGAUCGAGUUGAUGCGACAGCAACAUGCGGAAGCGAUGGAAAAUCUUCGUAAACAACAUGAGGCCGACCUCCAACAAAUGCGUGCCGAGCAUACCGCUUUUAGAAAUCAAUGGCAACACCAUCAACCACCACCACAUACCAGUCAUGCUUCUCCUGUCGCCGAGGAACACCUCUCCUCCCCAGAUCCUACCUAUCCAACUCGAUCUCAUCAUUCUGAGCAAACCCAUAUUAGUCGUCCAGUUGGUGAUCGUCACUCGGUCCGCCGACACCCUUUUGUCGACGGAAUCAUGGAAGUUCCUCUUCCACCCGCCUGGAAACCGUUGAACAUUGAGCGAUACGACGGCACCUCAGACCCUGACGAGCACAUUGACGCAUAUAUCACUCAAAUUAACCUUUACACAAACGAAGAUGCCAUCAUGUGCCGUGUAUUCCCCACCUCCCUUAAGGGUGCUGCCCUUAGUUGGUAUACCCAACUACCACCCAGAUCGGUCGAUAAUUUCAACACCCUGGUGCGUCUUUUCUCCGCUCAGUAUGCCACUAGUAGACCUCAUCACAUCACAUCGGCCGCGCUUUCAAAUCUACGACAACAGGAUGAUGAAUCUCUACGUCAUUUUAUGGAGCGAUUCGCUAAUGUCUCUGUGAAAAUCCGCAACCUCAAUCCUGAGGUCGCCCUUCACUCCAUGCUUAUGGCACUGAAACCCGGGCCUUUUGUUGAUAGCCUCUGCCGACAUCAACCGGCGAGCAUGGAUGAACUUAGAGCGCGCGCGGCUGGCUAUAUCCAAAUGGAGGAACACGCUGAGUUUCAAAACUCGGUCCGUGAUAGUCUCAUUAAAGGCGAGCCUAGUAACAAGGAGAAGUCAAAAACUCAUCUCGACCAAAGAUCAAAGAGACCUCGUCAGUCACAAGGUCCCAGGUAUGAAUUCUAUACCCCUCUCAAAGCUCCUCGUGUUAAUAUUUUAGAGGAAGCUAACCAUGCAGAUUUGAUCUCCUUACCUCCUCCGGCAUUCAACUCGGCCAAUGCCGACAAGAGCAAACAUUGUCGUUAUCACCGAAAUUAUGGGCAUACCACUAAAGAAUGCUGGAGUCUUAAAGACAAGAUCGAAGAAUUAAUCCAAGCUGCUCAACUCGGACAAUUUGUCCAACGCGGCCAAGCUUCCCGAGGAGGCUUUCGUGGUCGAGGCAGAGGACGAGAUAGAUAUUCAAACAGGUAUCAAGGUCGUUACCAAGGUCAUCCAGGACGAUUUGAGCAGGGCAAUUACCAACAAGCACAAGCACGCGAAGAAAAUAAACCUAACGCGAACAGUGCUGACCCACAACAUGCAGAUAAAUCCUCUACGGAAAACAACUUGCGUGGAGUCAUUAAUACCAUUGCAGGAGGUUUUGCUGGUGGAGGGAGCUCUAAUUCUGCCAGAAAGCGGCAUCUGCGUAACAUUAAUAAUGUCAAUGAUCAUCACGACUCAGGAUUGAAACCGAACCCACCAACUCCUCCUAUUAUUUUCACUGACGAUGAUUUUGACGGAAUCAAUCUCAACCAAGAUGACCCCAUGGUCAUCUCGGUUGAAGUAGCAAACUGGGAGGUCCAAAAAACUUUAGUUGAUCAAGGUAGCUCUGUUGAUGUGUUGUACUAG